CAGAUUUUUAGGACACCAUUUUGAGACCAACGACAGUGGAAAUUGUGGUGUCUUACUUUUUCAGUUUUUGCUGAAAAGACCGAGUCAAGUUAAUUUCAAAGUGCAAAGAUGAGUAACAACACCAGAAGAAGGGCCGUUGUCAAUCAGAAGGUGGGCAUUGAUUUGACUCAUGACCAUGAAGUGUCUCUCAAACCACGGUUAAGAAGUUGCAAAGUGCUACCCUCUGAUAACACAGGAAGUUAUGCUCCAUUCUGUCAAAGUCUGAACAGCAAAGAAUUUCAAGAUUCUCCACAUGAGCAGAAUUUGCAGACUAAGAAGUCCCCACAGAAAGUUAGCACACAAUGUGUCAUUGUUCCGGAAAACAAGAAAGUCAUGCCUCCAAGAAACCAGGAAUUGACCACAAAGACUCUUGAAAAAGACCCAACAGAGGACCUUAUUAAUAAGGAGAUAGAAGACAUGCAGUUAACAACCAAUGUUACUGUUAAUUUAUUGGACCAGCUCUUCAAAGAUUAUCCCCCAGAUGGGGAUUUAUGGUCCGUGGAUAUCAGGGUACCCAACUCAUCAAAGGCAACAGAGGCAGAGAAUACAAAUUCUGCUGUGAAGGAAUUGCUCAUUCCUUGGACCCAGUCUUCCCAAAGCUCUGAUCAGUUACCCGAUAGUGACUUGAAUGUACAGGGAAGCCAUGCCAGCUUCGCUUCUACCAGCACAGAAAAUUGUCCUCAAACACAGAGCUCAGGGGCUGAUUUAAGGGAAAUGUUGCAGACCCUAGAGACUGGCUCUGCAGUUGGUAACGAAAUGAUGCUGAGCCCAGAAGCAGAUUUCGAAAUGUUGCAAAACCUAGAGGCUAGCUUCAAGGAUGACACUGAUAUUUCACACAGUCGAGGGACUGACUACCAGCUUGACAAGGAAUUGAUGCUUCUUCAAGAGGCUGCCUUAGAGCCUGAUGGGGAAAUGUCAGGAAUGGACGCUAGAUUCUUUCAGGCAGUCCCAGUCAAGAAUUGCAGAGAAGAUGCAGACUGUUGUACAACUACAGUGCCUUCAGAUCAUCAUACGGGGUUUGAAGGAGAAACUGACAUGGAUCAGGAGAUGACUUGUGAUGAUUUACCGGAAGAGAUUCCCAAGGAUAAAUUUUCCCUAGGAGAUGUUGUUCAUGGAAGUACCAACGCUGUAGAGGACUUGGCCCAGAGACAUGAUCAUCAUCUACUGAAAACCGGCGUACAUGGUGUUUACACUGACAAGAGUUUCGAAGCUCUGAGAUUGGAGACUCGGAAACCUGACAUUAUCCAGUCCACAAAGCUCGGUCAGGGGUCAUUUGGAGUUGUUGUCAAGUGUGUUGGGCCCAACCAUUUAGAAUUUGUAAAGAAAAAGGUGACCGGGAAAUUCCACCAACCAGAGGCUGUAUUUACCAACAGAGCCACGCAUCCAAAUAUCAUCAAGUCAUAUGGAUUGAUUGUUAACUUUGGGAAAGUGGAAAUCAUCAUGGAAUUUGCAGGACAAUCACUGCUGAGCUUGGUGAACACAGUGAAGCCUCUACAAGAAAGCAUCAUCAGGUCUCUGACCUUGGACCUUUGUUGUGGUCUAGCGUUCCUGGAAUCUGAAAACGUGGUUCAUUUCGAUAUCAAACCUGAAAACCUCUUUGUGCAAGAAGACGAGAAAAAUGGAUACAUUCUUAAGAUUGGUGAUUUUGGGUCUGCCCGAAUGCCUGGGGCACAGACGGAAAUGACAGCUUGGACUGCUGUAUACUGUACCCCAGAGAUGGCAAGACUGUUUCUGAAAAGAAACUUUCCAGGCCUGUUGGAGAACCUUGGGAUUUUACUGACCGAGCAAGAAAUAGAAAGAACCCUCCAACCCAAGACGGACAUGUUCUCUGCUGGGUUGGUGGUGUUGUUUAUGUAUGUCGGGGACCACGUGUUAAAUCAGUUCAUCACCAGGGACAAACCUAACAUCACAGACAAUAAGGAAAAGCAACUGGCCAUUCUGUUGUCUCUGUCGAAUCAACCACUCCCAGAAUCCUUGUUGAUCCAGGAGCCAAUGGGCCCAGAGAUGAGGAGAGUUCUACAGGGAAUGCUGAAGUUUGAUGUUGAGAAAAGAUCCUCAGCUGAAGAGACAAUGAUGAUGAUAAAAGCCAUGUUAUCUGCAAAAGACCAAAAUACGCCACUGUCAGAGAGAGCUGUAGAAGAAAAUGUAGUGGCGCAGAAGAAGAUCCAGUCGGGCAGACCACGGGCAAGACGAGGACGUUGCAAAAAGAAACAGGAAGCUCCGUCAUCCACACCACAGAUUAAAAUGACAGAGAAGAGUGAGCAGAUAUUGGCAGAAAACCCACAGCUGAAAAAGCGCAUGGUGAAAGGUGAACUGAAGAGAAAGCUACUCAAGCAUCCAUCCGCCAUUCCAGACAAAGUCAUGAAGCCCAUGGAGCUAGACCUGGAAAUGAGGGAAUCAAGUCAGAGUGGUUCAGUCAGUGGGAUACAGAUAAGAAUGUCAUUGGAUGGGAACCAGGAAUCGGAAUCACUGCAGGAGGGAGCUCGAGACAGGGCAGGAUUGUUGACUGAUUGCUACCAGACAGGGUACUUUGGAGGAAUCAGUGAGGCCUAUUUUCCAUUAGAGCAGCCAUUUUCUGAGGUGCAGAUUAGUGAGAAUCACCACCCCAUCCGUCAGGCUGAAGAUGAUUGGUCAAUUCAGGAGUCUAAUCAGAAGCCUGAGCCAGUUGGCAAUUUGCCAGAUCUUGGAUGUCUUGGCAUUGAUUAAGAGUCUUGGCAUAUAAGGGAGGAUAAAGAAUAGUCAUUGUAUGAUGGAGGUUUUCCCGUA
This is a messenger RNA of Magallana angulata, 2805 nucleotides long. RefSeq lists its product as uncharacterized. The transcript has 11 exons. Lineage: Eukaryota; Metazoa; Mollusca; Bivalvia; Ostreida; Ostreidae. Gene Ontology annotation, biological process: peptidyl-serine phosphorylation; autophagy; autophagosome organization. The record is from RefSeq and is a predicted model, not a curated record. Bases 109 to 2745 code for a protein of 878 amino acids. Gene Ontology annotation, cellular component: cytoplasm; autophagosome. Gene Ontology annotation, molecular function: protein serine/threonine kinase activity; ATP binding.